Molecule: messenger RNA, 3501 nt
Organism: Octopus sinensis (East Asian common octopus)
Lineage: Eukaryota; Metazoa; Mollusca; Cephalopoda; Octopoda; Octopodidae
Product: SAFB-like transcription modulator
Exons: 21
Coding region: 209-3277 (1022 amino acids)
Biological process (GO): regulation of transcription by RNA polymerase II; regulation of mRNA processing
Cellular component (GO): nucleus
Molecular function (GO): RNA binding; sequence-specific DNA binding
Source: RefSeq, a predicted model, not a curated record
AGUAUAUAUAUAUAAUUUAUUCUUCUUAAUUUAUUUAUAGUUUCCAUUUUUUUGUUUUUCACUGAAUCUCUCUCUGCAUAAAUCAUUAGCUUAGUAUUUUUGUUUCUUUUCAAUUUCUCAAAUUUUUUCCCCCCCACCUUACUUACACCAUUUCUAUCCCCCGACUCUCUGUAUUUCUCCGAAUUUCAACAUUGUCCAGUUUCUUCACAUGGAUUUAGCUGACCGAGAUGUUGAAGGGAAACGUUUAAGAUGUGAAAACGCAUCAGAAGAAUCGAGUAGAAAGAACAACGGAGUUUGCGAGAAGAAGAUUCCUUUAGAGGAAGAAAACCAUAGUGGAAUUGACAAUUUGCAGAUUUCAGACAAUUUAAAUAUGGCUGAAAGUGUGGAAGUGUUGAAAACUGGAGAUGAAGUUGUCAUAGAUGCCAAUAAUUCUUCUACAAUGACCAGUGACCCUGUGGAACCAAUGGAAGUUAAGCUUGAUGACACCAGCAAUGGUAACAGUUCCAAAGAGGCCAGCACUGUUGGCCAAGUGUCUGUGAAGGUAGAAAACAAAAACAAUUUGAGUAAAAUGACCCCAGAGGAAAAUAUGGUGACUACCACUGCUUUGGAAGAUGUUUGUAAUACUGAGAAGCUACCAAAGAAAGAUGGCACUGCUGAAUCCUUAGCAGUGAAAUCAGAAGAGAACGAGUCAAUAAUUGUACUUGAUGAUGAUAUCCCUAACGACCUGGAUGCUGAUUUAACUGCAAGCGGAAAGAAAAUUAAACAGCUGGCCGGUGGCAAAAAGGGCAUUACUACGAAUACCACUGAAGGUGCCACCCCUGCUAAAAUCCAGAAAACUGAGCAGAAGAGAGACAGUAAAGAAGGAAAGACCAAAAGUCCUGCCAAUUCAGAUGACAAGAAAACAAAAGGACAGGAAUCUGUAAACGUGGCUGAAAAGAAGGAAGAGUUGAACGCUGGAGACAAAGUGGAGUCAGGGAUCAAGGCUGAGAGUAAAGAUCAAACCGUAGACACCAAUAAUUCUUCUUCAGUGACCAGUGACUCUGCAGGACAGAUGGAAAGCAAGCUUGAAGAUGCUGGUUCUAAAGAGGCCAGCAAUGGUUCUUCUUCAGAUCAGGUGUCAGAAAAGCCAGAAAACAAAAAUAAUAAUAACUUAAACCAAAGUACUUCAGAGCCAGAUGCAGCGUCUAACGCUUCGAAAGUCAUUAACAAGUCUUCGCUGCUGAAAACAGCUGCAAAAUCUGAAGAGAACGAGUCGUUAAUUGUACUCGUUGAUGACAUCCACAAUGACCUGGAUGCUGAUUUAGCGACAAAUGAAAAGAAAAGUGAGCAAGCAAAUGGCAAAACGUCCACCACUGUCAGCACUACUGAAGCUGAUGCUGGUGCUAAAAGCCAGAAAGACCAAAAGACGGAUAAGAAGGUUGAACAGAAGAAAGAUAAUAAAGAUGUCAAGACCAAAAGUUCUGAAGACACAUCUAAAACAAAGAAGGGUAAACCACCAAAAUCUGCCAAAACUUGUAAUUUGUGGAUUACUGGACUCAAAGCCAAUACCAAAGCUGCAAAUCUCAAAGCACUGUUUGUCAAACAUGGAUGGGUUGUUGCUGCCAAAGUUGUGACAACUGCACGGAUUCCAAGUCGUCGCUGUUAUGGUUUUGUGAUUAUGGCUUCAACUGAAGACGCAAACAACUGCAUCCGUCAUCUCAACCAGACCAAAUUCAAUGGCACAGUUAUUACUGUGAAGAUGGCCAGAAAUGCCUUGGGAAUGCAAAUACAAAAGAAAGCUGCUGAUCCUGCAAAGAAACUGGUUAAUACUAAAAAAGAAAGCAAACCAGCAGAUGGUACAGAAAAAUCCAACAAGGUAGUUAAGAAAAGCCCCCAAAAGACGGAGGGCGAGAAGAAAACUGCUGCAAAGAGCAAGGCUUCUACUCAGAGUAAAUCUAAAUCAGAUAAGAAAAAUUGGUCCCAUGCCUUACUGGAUCCUAAAGCCUCCAAGGAUCCAUGGGCUAAAGCUAAGUUUGAAGAAAGCCAAAGAAGGAGGAAAGAAAGGGCAAAAGUCAGGUCCAGUUUACGGCGCCAUCGCCCCGUGGAACCACAUCGUUCACAUCACCAUAGCCAUGGCCAUCACCACCGUCUUGCCAAUGCUGAGCCCGAUAUUCCUCCUCACCUACGCGAACGCCGCCGAACAAGUGAGCUCAGGCAGCUAUUGUCUUCAAGGAGGGAAUCCAGCUACGACAAAGAAACUUAUAGACUGGAGAAAGCCAGGAAAGAACUUAGGACAGAAAGAGAAAAACUGGAUAGAGCCAGAAGGAAACUGGCAACUGUUAAUGAAAGUAACUUGUGGUCCAAAAGAGAGCGGGCACAUUCUUUGAGCAGUUUGCGGUAUGAAGACGAAAGGUCUGCGAAGCGAUCCUUUGAUAGAAAUCACAUGCAUGGUGACUCAUUCUGGAACGACCACAGUAUGGAGGACAAUGGUGGUAGCUUAUCUCUCCGAUACGGUUCUCUGAUUCCUGAAUCAAGAUACAGUGACUUGAAAGAUGCAUAUCGCCGAAGAGGUGGUCCCUAUUAUGGCAGAGAAAGCAAAAACCUUGGCUCCUCAGACCACUAUGAUGUGCCCCUGGGUAGAGUUGGUGAAAGUUCUUCACGGCUUCAUGAUAGAUACAAUGCUCCACUUGACAACAGCUCCAGAUUAGACAUGCACUUGAAUUCCGAUAAAUUUGACAGAAUGGACACUGGCUUUAGAAGAGAUCCAGACCACAUUGUGUAUGAGUCUGACCGUCGAAAUAUGCUGCACAGCAGAGACAUUGACCACAGAAGUGUAUCAGCUCACAACCGUCUUGGCAGAAUGAGAAACUCUCCAGAUCUUGACUGGAAAAUGGAUGAGUGGUCAAAUAUGUCUGGAAAUGUGGGCAGUGGUGGCGGCGGCGGUGGAGGAUCUCGACAGAGUGACCGGUGGAUAAGCAGCAGUAUGAGUGCCAACCAUGACCAUCAAGCGGGAGGAAGCAGCAGUAUGAACAGUUCCAGUUAUCUUGGUAGAGGCAGCGGCAUGGGUGGCGGUGGCAGCAGCGGCGGAGGGAUGGGUGGUAGUGGCAGUGGCGGGCUGAUGUUGAACACAGGACCUGGCAAUGUAUUUUCAUACUCGCACCACAGCGGAAUGAUGAGCGGUGGUGGUGGUGGUGGCGGUGGCGGAGGUGGCGGCGGUGGAGGCGGAGGUGGUGGGGGCAUGGGAGGGCAGAUGAGGGAUUCACAUUAUGAGAGCUACACAAACAUGCGUCGGUUCUGAGAUUGGAAACACAUGCCGAUGCUGAGAUUGGAAACAGUCUUAGUGGCAGAACACCUGCAUCUCUCUCUCUCUCUCUCUUUCUCUGUCUGUCUGUCUCUCUCUUUUUUUUUUUUUAAUCCAUAGUUCCCAUCAGCACCAUCAAUUUUUAAUCUGUUUUGAGUUUGAUGUUGAAAUCUCAGUGUCCUUUGUGUGAUAUAAGGGAAGUAAAUUUUAUCCACACACUA